Messenger RNA from Suillus subalutaceus, 744 nucleotides. RefSeq lists its product as uncharacterized. NCBI's taxonomy places the organism in Eukaryota, Fungi, Basidiomycota, Agaricomycetes, Boletales, Suillaceae. The record is from RefSeq and is a predicted model, not a curated record. The coding region runs from base 1 to 744 and encodes 247 amino acids. The transcript has 6 exons.
AUGCCAUCCAACCAGGAAAGCGCCGAAACACUUGCAAAGAAACAUUUUGGUCAUGAAUUAUUUGACAUGUGCUGGAAUACCAAGGCUGAUCAAGUGCCAACAGUGGAAACACCGACUGCCACACCAUCAACCAAACAACACUUUGGAGGCCAAAGUCAAUAUGACCUUUGUUGGGAUGACGAAAUGAGUCUAUCAAAGGUCAAUUCGGCGCCAAUCCUAGAGCCGGCGACUGUCAACACUCAGACCGUGGGUGUCACCAUACCCUUGGCGGCUGAUCAGUAUGAUAUGUGUUGGAAUGACCGACCAUCUGCAUUGGCAGUGGGAUAUAAAGCUGAUUUUGACAUGUGCUGGGGAGAUUCGCCAUUGGGUGGAGAUGGUCACCUUGAAAGUAGUGACACUACUGCACUGACCAUCAACUCAGUGCUGUUAUGGGCCAAAUUCACGCCUUUUCUCGAUGCACUCCAUAUCCUUGCAAUGCACCUCUCAUUUGAUUUCCAUGCAAUGCACGCUUUGGCGCGUACCGGCACGUUCAAGCGCAUUGCGGUGCACUUCAUUGCAUUUCCUCAGGAUCCGUUGCCUGUCCUCCGCAUGUCCUGUCCUAGUCCUCCAAGGUCCAUUGUACUUCCUAUUUGGCUCCGAGCUGUGGGAACUCGCUUAGCAUACCUACACAUCACCAUGUUUGUUUUCCUGUCACUUACUUCCACUCCACUACCAUCAAAGUGUAUAGCACAAGUUUCUAUCUGA